Messenger RNA from Paramacrobiotus metropolitanus, 2417 nucleotides. RefSeq lists its product as uncharacterized. Gene Ontology annotation, molecular function: protein kinase activity; ATP binding. The record is from RefSeq and is a predicted model, not a curated record. Gene Ontology annotation, biological process: protein phosphorylation. The transcript is spliced from 8 exons. NCBI's taxonomy places the organism in Eukaryota, Metazoa, Tardigrada, Eutardigrada, Parachela, Macrobiotidae. The coding region runs from base 426 to 2087 and encodes 553 amino acids.
UUCUCGAAAUGUCUAGUAACUUGUCAUGGCCUGGAUUCGCAUGUAAUGCAUCAGCCGACCAUGUGAGACCAAUUGCGCGUGCCAUAUACUUGUUAACAGUUAGCUGCUGAUAGCGCGUCUACUGUUUCGGUAUUGUGGCUUUUCGGCCUACUCAGCAGCCAACGUUGAAAUAUGUUGUUCUGAGCGUGCUAAGCAUUAGCACGGGACGUGGAUAUGUUGCGAAAUAAUGGAGCAGUGUAGUCCACGUCGAUAAGCGGCUGCUGGGAAGGUCCAGUCCGAUACGCCAUGGACGCUCGCGUUUCCACGCUAACAUUACGUCAAACAUCGCAUGCGAUUAUUAUGCCAGCAAUGUUAUUUAUUUGUGCCACCUGAUGUUAUUAAUUUUAUACCAGCAAUGUUAGUUAUUUGAAUCACAUCCAAUUACGAUGAGUACUCGUAUCCAACCAUUACGCAAUACCAUGCAAGUGGCCAUUCCUUCACGACCAAGCAGCACCUGCACCACAGCGGUGGAUGCUUUCGAUAAAGAUCACCACCGCGCCGAGCUGAAGAAAUUAAUUAAUCCGCUGCAUCCCGGAUUUCCCUGCGUCUUGACACAAGCAUAUUUGGGACGUGGUGGACAGACGGUAGCAGGAGUGUACGUUGCCGAGAAUCCCGUCACCGGGGAACAGUAUGCGGCUAAACUUUUGCCUGCGGACGACUGGAAGGUGAUUAAUGACACCGUCGCUGAAUUCCACCAUAUAGGCAAUAAACACCAUAUAAAUUUAGUGAAAUAUCAUGGCAUUAAGCUCAAUAUAGCUGUUCCCGGACGUGCUAUGGGGACACAGGAUGAGCUGUGGUUAAUCAUGGAGCUUUGCGAAGAAUACACCUUAAGAGAGCUGGCCAAGAGAAAACUGGCUUUUGAGAGAAUAGUGGAUAUCGCUCAACAAAUCCUCCGCGGUCUCCACCACUUGCACGUGAACAAGAUUGUUCACCGUGACCUUAAGUGCCAAAACGUCCUAGUGGGCCUGGAUGGCACUAUAAAGCUAGCGGACUUCGGGCUGAUCAAGAAACUAGAAGGGACCAUGACCAAGACCAAGGAAUUGCCAGCUGACAAGGGGACAUACCUGUACAUGGCCCCGGAAGUAUUUGCGCCCACUGCAGAAUGCAAGAUAGGCCGGAAAAGUGACAUCUGGAGCUUUGGGUGCCUGUUGAGCGAAAUGAUGACAGGAGAUCUGCCCAAAUAUGCGAUGAACUUUACAAAUGAUGCGCAGAUUGUGUAUCACAUUGGUGUUGAGAAAAAAGGUCCUCUUUUUCCAGCGGAGAACCUGCUGCAUCGCUUCUCCUCAGACCAGAUUCAGUUUCUGGAACAGAUAUUUUGGCAGUGCACUGCCACGGAGCCGCGUGAGCGGCCCCACGCCUCAGACUUACUCAAAUAUUUCGAAACUGGCAUUGUCGCAGCCAAACCGAAAGCUGAUGUGGAUGCUUUGGCCCGUGCGCUUCAUUCGUGGGAUAUCAGCAAUGACAACCGACGCACCGUGACGCAAUCAUUAUCCUUCGACGGUGGCGGUGGACUAUUGAGCAGCGCGCGAUCGCUGUUGGCGGAUGCCCGCCGAAUGAAGGAAAAUCCAUUUCCCGAGCAAGAUGUGGCCAAGUUUCGCUGUUUGCCGUUUGAGCACGACCGCUACAUCAUCGUUCAUACAAAGGACGCGAAAACGUUCAUCUCGCAGUUCACCAGCACGCAACGUAACCCGACAUCCGGCCGCAUCCCUGUCGGUAUUUUGGUGGAAUCGUUAGACAGUGACCUUUUACAACACGCAGACAGAGCAGAAACCGAAAUUCGUAUGGGUACGCUGGAUAUCAUGAAAGGUCACGCGUUCGACACAAUGUUCGUUUGGCCCAACGGGGCUCGUCGCGAAGACAUGUGGACCAGGAAGGAUCAGUUGGAAGGGGCGUUUUCUCUUUCGGCCGUUCAACUGAUCGUGGUCGGUCCAGUGCUGAACAGGGAAUUUCAGCAAGCACGUAGCCGAUGGAAACAGCUGAUAGACGAUGCCAAGGAGGCGAAACGCUUAGCCGGAUUGCCGCCAUCCGCCACCUGUCGCAGCGGAUAAUUGUCGCUGUAACUGUCUCGCCUUAGUAUAACUAACCUCAUUGUAUCGAAUUUCGAUAGUUUUCCGAAUUGGUCAUGUGGAAUGUUGCAUUCCCGUACAAAUCAUACCAAUUUUUACCUUUUUUAUUUUAUUUCAUCGUUCUUCCUGUCGUUUUCGUUCGACUGGUUAUCCGCAUUACUUUUCGCAUCAAACCACCAUUACACAUAGCUGGCCAGUUGUCAGCGCCAAAGUUUCAAUCCAAUGUCAUCCUAGUGGUCUUCCUGCUGCAAUUACAGCAUUAUAAAGUUGCAGCGGCCCGUCAAAUUUUGUAUCGCAAUGACUAAUGUUCAA